UCCUCUGCAGAAAUAAGAAAGCAGUUUACUCUUCAACCAGGCUUUGCACAGUUCUGUCAACGAAGCUUAAGUACCCCUGGCUUUUCUACUCUUCAUCUGCCUUCCUUUUAUGACGCAGUAGACCCUGUAGAUUUUGAAGGCUUCCUAAUGACACGGCUGAACAACUUGGACUCAGAACUAGCACAAGAAUUUGGUGACUUUCCUGAAGAUGACUUGGACAUUGUCUUUACACCCAAAGAGUGCAGGACUUUGCAACCCUCUAUGCCAGAAGAUGGGGUUGAACUGGACUCACAUGUCAGAGACUGUGUUCAGACAUAUAUGCGGGAGUGGCUGAUUGUGAAUCGAAAGAACCAAGGGAAUUCAGAUACUUGUAGUCUGAAAAACAAGGGAUCCCGAAAGGAUUUUCACAAGAUGCUUCAAAAGCAAACUUUUGAAUCAGAAACAUUGGAUUCCAGCGAUGCAAACUUUCAGGUGGGGCCCCGACAUGUCCACACCCUCCCAGAGGAGGCCUCGAGGACAACUCUCUCCUCCUCCGACUUUGACUUGCGCAGCCUGCGGCCAGACCCCCGCCUGGAAAACCUGCUGCGGCACGUCAGCGCCGAGGAGUUUGAGAGGCAGAAUGAGGAGGCGCGGCGCACCAACAGGCACGCCGAGCUCCUCGCCCUCUACCCCUCUGUGGAUGAGGAAGAUGCAGUGGAGAUACGGCCGGUGCCGGAUCGCCCAAAGGAACAUCUGGGCAACAGGAUUUUGGUGAAGCUGCAGACUCUGAAGUUUGAUAUAGAGAUUGAACCUUUAUUUGCAUGCAUAGCUCUCUAUGAUAUAAAAGAAAGAAAAAAGAUCUCAGAAAAUUUCCAUUGUGACCUCAACCCUGAUUCAUUAAGAGGAUUCUUGCGUUCUCAUACACCCUCCAUUGACUUGUCUACUCAGGCAAGAUCGGCAGUAUUUUCUGUCACUUAUCCCUCAUCGGAUAUAUACCUAGUAAUAAAGAUAGAAAAAGUGCUUCAGCAAGGAGAAAUUGGAGACUGUGCAGAACCCUACAUGGUUCUUAAAGAAAGUGAGGCUGGCAAGACAAAAGAAAAGAUUGAAAAACUGAAAGCCCAAGCUGAAUCGUUUUGUCAGCGGUUGGGGAAAUACAGAAUGCCAUUCGCCUGGAUUCCCAUAAACCUAACUAAUUUCUUCAACCUUUCAACACUUGAACGAGAAAUACCUGAGGCCGAAGGUUUAAACGGGAAAGGAUCCACUAGUGACAAGAAAGCAACACUGCUUCAGGCGAGAAGACUUUCUGAGAGAAGUCUCAGCUCGGAGGACAGCUAUCCAGCAUCAAACUUCAAACCAACUUCUCAGACCCUAACCACCUUCUUUAAGCAGGAAGGAGACAGGCUCAGUGAUGAAGAUCUGUUCAAAUUUUUAGCUGAUUUCAAAAGAUUGUCUUCCUUGCAAAGAAGAAUUAAGACUUUACCAGGAACACUUAAACUGGAGAUUUCUCCAGCUCCAGAAAACCUUGGUUAUUGUCUGACACCAGAAUUACUGCCAGUGAAGCCAUUUCCAGAAAACCGUAAUCGUCCUCAUAAAGAGAUUUUGGAAUUCCCAAUUAGAGAAGUGUAUGUUCCCCAUACCACUUAUAGAAAUCUCCUCUAUGUUUACCCUCAGAGACUGAAUUUUGCUAACCGACCAGCUUCUGCAAGAAACAUUACCAUCAAGAUCCAGUUUAUGUGUGGCGAAGACCCGUCCUGUGCAAUGGCGGUAAUUUUUGGGAAAUCUUCAGGUCCAGAAUUUGUGCAAGAAAUAUACACAGCUAUCACAUAUCAUAAUAAGUCCCCUGACUUUUAUGAAGAAGUGAAAAUUAAGCUGCCAGCAAAACUCACAGAGAAACACCAUCUAUUGUUCACAUUCUAUCACAUCAGCUGCCAGCCAAAGCAAGGAGCAUCUGUGGAAACCCUCCUUGGGUAUUCAUGGCUGCCGAUUCUAUUAAAUGAUCGUCUUCAGACUGGACAUUUUUGCCUUCAUGUUGCAUUGGAUAAGCUGCCUUUCCACUAUUCAAUUCACUCUCCUGAGAAAGUUCCAUCUCAGACACCACCUAUUAAGUGGGUUGAAGGACACAAAGGUGUUUUCAAUGUGGAAGUGCAAGCUGUUUCAUCUGUUCACACUCAGGACAAUCACCUGGAGAAGUUCUUCACUCUGUGCCGUUCUCUGGAAAGUCAAGUGACAUUCCCCAUUCGACUGGUGGACCAGAAGAUUACAGAGGCUACUUUGGAACAUGAGUUGAAACUCAGCAUUAUCUGUUUGAAUUCUUCACGCCUUGAACCUCUUGUCUUGUUUUUACAUUUGGUACUAGAUAAACUUUUCCAGCUGGCUGUACAGCCCAUGGUCAUAGCUGGCCAGACAGCCAACUUCUCACAGUUUGCCUUUGAAUCUGUGGUUGCAAUCGUGAACAGUCUACACAACAGCAAAGACCUGAGCAAAGACCAGCAUGGGAGGAACUGCCUCUUGGCAUCUUAUGUCUACUAUGUAUUUCGUCUGCCAGAGCCUCAAAGAGAAGUAGUCAAACCAG
Molecule: messenger RNA, 2551 nt
Organism: Cariama cristata (Red-legged seriema)
Lineage: Eukaryota; Metazoa; Chordata; Aves; Cariamiformes; Cariamidae
Product: dedicator of cytokinesis protein 8-like
Exons: 20
Biological process (GO): small GTPase-mediated signal transduction; positive regulation of T cell migration; positive regulation of GTPase activity
Cellular component (GO): cell leading edge
Molecular function (GO): guanyl-nucleotide exchange factor activity
Source: RefSeq, a predicted model, not a curated record